AAACCACUACCCACACAUCUUGCAACAAACAAAGCUCUCCAUCUCUCAGGAAGACACGACUACUCCGUUUCUAAAGACAGCAACAAAGCUUCAACAUGGUGGCCGGCGGAAAGCAGAUCUUGGGGAUGGCGUUGGCCUUUAUCGGCUUACUGGGGACCGUCAUCAUCUGCGCCCUCCCAACCUGGAAAGUCACAGCCUUCAUCGGUGCCAACAUCGUCACCUCUCAGGUCAUAUGGGAGGGUUUGUGGAUGAACUGCGUGACUCAGAGCACAGGCCAGAUGCAGUGCAAGGUCUAUGAUUCUCUUCUGGAGUUGCCUCAAGACCUUCAGGCCGCCAGAGCGCUCAUCGUCAUCGCCAUCAUCGUUGCAGUGUUCGGGAUCCUGCUAGGCGUGGUGGGAGGCAAGUGCACCAACUUCAUACCAGACGAAACUCAAAAGAGCAGAGUGGCCGUCGCUGCGGGUGUCGUCUUCAUCAUCGCGGGAGUCUUGGUCCUCGUCCCCGUCUGCUGGACCACCAACACAAUCGUUCGGGAUUUCUACAACCCAACCCUGAUCAGCGCUCAGAAGAGAGAGUUGGGGGCCUCCCUCUACAUUGGCUGGGGCACUGCAGCGCUGCUCGUCAUCGGCGGUGGGCUCCUCUGCGCCACGUGUCCUAAGAACGAGAACGACUAUGACUACCGGUACUCCAAGGCUCGCUCUGUGGACACCAACAAGCAGCAAUACGUCUAGAGUCACAGAACUGAGUCGGGUAAAGAUGAGACAAGAUAAGAUUUGAUAAAAGUCUUAUAUUUGAGUCAAGAUACUUAACGAAACUGUGGCAGAAAGAAUGAAUGAAAUACCGUUUGUCGUCUUCAUAGGAAACAUUUAUAUUGUGAAAAGUGAAUUAACUGUAUUUAUAAAUACAUAGUUAUUUAGAGAUGCUUUCAGACCAAAAAACAGCUUAAUUAUUUUUUUCCUGCAUCCUCAUCUGUCUUUUUGUUUAUUUGGACAUUGUGUAAGAUGUGAAAUCUGCUCUGAUCUGGAUUUUUUUGAUCAUAUGUAAACGUUGACAAUCGUGUGGCUUCUUGUUGUUUUGCUUGUUUUUAAUUUAUAAUCCAUAAUUAUAACUAUAGUCAGUGGUUAUGACUGCCUUUCUUCCUUUCGAAAUGUCACUAAUGCUUACAGUAACAGUGGUGGAAAAAGUGCAGCUUGUACUGAAAAGCGUGGAAUCUUAACAAACAGGUUGUGGGACAAUGUUCGCUUUCUGCUGAAGAAACUCUGCCAAACUAAAACAAGACUUAUCGACAAAGCUGUUUCCGUGGAGAACUCAUCACUCGUAGUUUAUUGUCUCAUAGGCCUGUGGAUAACUGUAAAACAAAAUUUUAUAUAUUUGAAAUAAAAGAAUUAACAUAAAAUAAA
Xiphophorus maculatus (southern platyfish) is the source of this 1397-nucleotide messenger RNA. RefSeq names its product claudin-4-like. Lineage: Eukaryota; Metazoa; Chordata; Actinopteri; Cyprinodontiformes; Poeciliidae. The transcript has a single exon. The coding region runs from base 96 to 728 and encodes 210 amino acids. The record is from RefSeq and is a predicted model, not a curated record. Gene Ontology annotation, biological process: cell adhesion; bicellular tight junction assembly. Gene Ontology annotation, cellular component: bicellular tight junction; plasma membrane. Gene Ontology annotation, molecular function: structural molecule activity.